AUGCCGCUUUCUCCCCCAACUUCGAACAACGGCGAGCCACUGAUGCAAGGAUUCCAUCACCUGCUUCAACAUAACUCGUAUACUGCCUACCCAGAACAGUACGACCAUGGCGAAGGAGGGCGACUCCAUUCAAAUUAUGGCUCGCUCAUCCCUUCCCAAGGUCGUCCGGACAGUGUAGGCCCUCGUAAUGGGUACCAAUACACACAGCAGUAUCUCGAACCAGGCCAUGGAAUGCCAUAUGUGAGUAGUUUGGUAUCGCCAAUGCGAUGCCAUAUCCACUGACACAAGAUUAGGACAAUGCAGAUAUGUAUGCGUACCAAGACCAAUACAGCACACCCGCAACGUCGCCACCAACUUCAUCAAUGGGUGGUCACGAUAUGAUACGAACAAGAAGUGGCCUCAUCCAGCAAAGACCUAAUCAGCAUCUGCGACCCAAGAACGAGGCCAGAUCGAAAACCGAGAAAUCACCCAAGCCUAAGAGAGCCAAGAAGGACAAAGUCAAGACGGUGAAGAAUGUACCACUAGUACCACUUAGCGAGCUGACGAAGGACUUCGAGCACAACCCCAUGGAGGAUAUCGAGGCAUACGUGAACCGCUCUGCAGAGGUGAGAAGAAAGGAGGUGGAUGAGGGAAAACAGCCGGGUAGGGUCAAGCGGCCCAUGAACUCGUUUAUGUUGUAUCGAAAAUGCUAUCAACACCGAGCAAAAGAGAUCGCUUUGAAUCAUAAUCAUCAAGUGGUCUCUUCAAUGUGUGGUGAACAUUGGCCAAUAGAACCAGACCAUGUCAAGGAAAAGUUUAACGAGUGGGCACGCGUCGAACGAAUCAACCAUCAUAAUGCGCACCCAGGCUACAAGUUCUCCCCAUCGAAACCAGGGGCAGCCAAGGGCGCGAAGCGAAAAUCUCCUGGAGUGGGCGAAGAAUUGGAUCUCCCAGAGUAUGAUUGGCAAGAGAGACAGGUCAAAAAAGUCAGAUCAUCGCCCCUUGCUCAAUCACAAAAUCGACCAGUCGCCUAUCCAUCCAGAGGGUCUGCAUACAGAUAUUCGCAAUCAAGAGAUGGUUCCAUGGAGCCGAAUUAUGCUGAGAGACCUAUGCAUCAAAAUCCGUCGCAUUUCAACAUGAGUAAUCCUCAUAUGCAACCACCGCCACAGUACAACCAAAUGUUACAGGGAGGUGAAUACUAUGAGCAAACGAUCCGACCAAAUCCCAAUUACGAUUUCGGAAAUUAUUGUUCUGCCGAAGACGUGCUUCUCAAAAAGACAGCAGCACCCGGCGUACACUCCUUCCUGGGACUUCCAGGUGGAUCGAGUGAGUUGGAUAUUAUGAACGGAAUGAUGCCUCAACAUCAACAGUUCGAUGGCAUGCCUGUCGGUGUCGGCCCAGAUCAAAAGAUCGACCCCUCGUUACUUUCUAGUCAAGGUGCUCUCCACGAUAACCCAGAGGGAAUCUACUUCGGAGACACGCAAUUUGAGGACCAGAAGUUCAUACCGUACGGAGCUGGGUUGAUUGAUCCAAGUCUAGGCGAUCCAGUCAUGGCAUUUUCAGACGCAGAGCCAAACCAGGAGGGAAUGCCACUACACGAUCCGCAUAUGGGCAUCCUUAAAGGACAUCAGGAGGGUUGGCAUGUUGAGUCAAUGGAUGGUGGCCCUGAAUUUGACAAAUGGAUGGACGGGGAAUGA
Hymenoscyphus albidus is the source of this 1676-nucleotide messenger RNA. NCBI's taxonomy places the organism in Eukaryota, Fungi, Ascomycota, Leotiomycetes, Helotiales, Helotiaceae. The record is from the annotation of a GenBank genome assembly.